UCUCCAUUCUUCUAACACAAAUGCCGAAAAAUCACUUGGGAAUUUGGUCAUAUCGGCUAGUUAUCGGCCUCUCCAACGUUAGACAUGAUGUCUGCCUUUAACUUUUCUUGCUCGCCGGCCACUAUUUCUCGCUCCCGGAACGAUCAAAGUUUGAUUUUUAUCCAAGCACGUCUUGAUGGCAUUGUUGUAGGACGCAAAACAUGGUACAAGUACAGGCGUUUCAGCACGUGACAGGGCAAUAACUAUAACGGCUCUUGCAUCAAAUGAUUCGAAACCUGAGGACUUCAACCGUCCAGAACAUAUAUUUCCAUUGAAGUACAGGGAGGGUGGUGUUUUGAAAAGAGACUCGCAUACAGAAGCUGCUGUAGAUCUUGCCAUGCUAGCUGGAUCAGAACCUGCUGGUGUUUUAUGUGAGAUUGUUGAUGAUGAUGGUUCUAUGGCUAGAUUGCCAAAGCUUCGUCAGUUUACCCAGAAAGAAAACUUAAAGAUUGUUUCUAUCGCUGAUCUAAUAAGAUAUAGAAGAAAGAGGAAUAGAUUAGUCGAACAUGCAUCUGCUGCUCGUAUACCAACUAUGUGGGGACCCUUCACUGCCUAUUGUUAUAGGUCAAUUUUGGAUGGGAUUGAGCAUAUUGCAAUGGUUAAGGGUGAGAUUGGGGAUGGACUAGAUAUUCUAGUGAGAGUACACUCGGAAUGUCUGACUGGAGACAUAUUUGGAUCCGCCAGAUGUGACUGCGGAAAACAAUUGGAGCUUGCAAUGCAACAGAUCGAAGCUGCUGGAAGGGGCGUUCUGGUUUACCUUCGCGGUCAUGAGGGGAGGGGUAUUGGGUUGGGCCACAAGCUUCGAGCUUACAGUUUGCAAGACGAAGGACAUGACACUAUCGAGGCAAACGAGGAGCUGGGUUUGCCUAUUGACUCAAGGGAGUAUGGGAUUGGUGCUCAGAUACUGAGAGAUCUUGGAGUUCGAACUAUGAAGCUGAUGACAAACAAUCCAGCCAACUACAGUGGGCUCAAAGGAUAUGGUUUGGCCGUCGCUGGCAGAGUUCCCCUUGUAGCUAAAAACAACCUGGAUGUCGGCCAGACAGACACUGGUGAGAGUCUGGCCAGACAGACACUGGUGAUUCAACACUAGAGUAGUGAGCAGAGUUGCAUCGUUAACAUAGACGGUGGAAGAGCAAAACUGUUCACCCCUUCACAUUGAUUUGUCACCUGCUGUUUAACCAUUGCAAUUGGUGAUUAAUUACAUUCAAGUGUUAUUAAUCAAAGACU
Messenger RNA from Salvia splendens (bonfire salvia), 1266 nucleotides. RefSeq names its product bifunctional riboflavin biosynthesis protein RIBA 1, chloroplastic. The record is from RefSeq and is a predicted model, not a curated record. Gene Ontology annotation, molecular function: GTP cyclohydrolase II activity; 3,4-dihydroxy-2-butanone-4-phosphate synthase activity. The transcript has 5 exons. NCBI's taxonomy places the organism in Eukaryota, Viridiplantae, Streptophyta, Magnoliopsida, Lamiales, Lamiaceae. Gene Ontology annotation, cellular component: chloroplast. Gene Ontology annotation, biological process: riboflavin biosynthetic process. Bases 377 to 1129 code for a protein of 250 amino acids.